AUGUACCAAUUGGAGAGACGGGCAAUCUUCUCCAAGCGAUGGAUGCUGCUCACCCACUCCAGCCGCUUCACGAAAGCAGGAGACUACCUCUCUUUCACAGUCGCUAAUUUCUCCUUUUUCCUCAUUCAGGACCGAGAUGGCACAAUCAACAGCUUCCAUAACAUCUGCCGCCACCGCGCAUUCCCUGUUGUCCAAUCCCCUUCCGGCACAGCGCCCAUAUUGAGCUGCAAGUACCAUGGAUGGUCAUAUGGACUGAAGGGCAAUCUUGCCAAAGCUCCACGAUUCGAGACAGUACCUAAUUUUGAUAAAACCCAGCACUCGCUAUACCCAAUCCAUGUACAUGUCGACAAGGCUGGCUUUGUGUGGGUCAAUCUGCAGGCUGGUGAGACUGAUGUGAAAUGGGAAGAUGAUUAUGGAAAGGUCGAUGAGGAGCCUAGGAUGCAGGACUUUGAUUUUGCCGCCGAGUACAAGUUCGAUCAUUACUGGGAAAUGGAAUUGGAUGCUAAUUGGAAGAGCAUCAUCGACAAUUACAAUGAGUGCUACCAUUGCGCUACUUCUCAUCCACUGAUCAAACGCAUUUCGGAUUUGCCCAAAUAUCGGGUUGAGCCCAAGGCCCGGUAUAUGGAGCAUCAUAUCUUCAAUAAGGAGGGAUCCGAUAGCCAGUUCCGACGGGCCAUCACGUACUUCUACCCAACGACUUCUGUCACAGUGACUGACAAAUUCUUUUAUAUCCAGCGCAUGGUUCCUGUAUCGGCCACUUCGAGCAGGAUCGAAAAUGAGAUUUAUCGUCACCGGGAUGCCACUGAUGGAGAAUUCGAGAAUAUCAACGCAUUUUACAGGCAAGUCCUCGACGAGGAUAAGGAGCUUUGUGUUGGAACCCAGGAGAACCUGGGUGCUAAAGUUUUUACGAAUGGCGAACUGCACCCUGACAAAGAGAAGGUAGUGCUCACUAUGGUCAACCUGUAA
Messenger RNA from Penicillium digitatum Pd1, 966 nucleotides. Its product is annotated as aromatic ring-hydroxylating oxygenase subunit alpha. Gene Ontology annotation, molecular function: 2 iron, 2 sulfur cluster binding; iron ion binding. Lineage: Eukaryota; Fungi; Ascomycota; Eurotiomycetes; Eurotiales; Aspergillaceae. The record is from RefSeq and is a predicted model, not a curated record.